Molecule: messenger RNA, 5111 nt
Organism: Cottoperca gobio
Lineage: Eukaryota; Metazoa; Chordata; Actinopteri; Perciformes; Bovichtidae
Gene: sorcs3a
Product: sortilin related VPS10 domain containing receptor 3a
Exons: 27
Coding region: 81-3803 (1240 amino acids)
Cellular component (GO): membrane
Molecular function (GO): protein binding
Source: RefSeq, a predicted model, not a curated record
UUAUAUCGACCUGAGAGAAGGGAGUUAAGGUGUCGGAAAAGGUCUCCAACGGUCCUUCAUCCCCCGGAUCUCUGUCAGCGAUGGAGACUUGGGCUGGCUUCUGCCCAGGCUUGCACUUAUCUCUGGGUUUCUGGGUGAUGAUAGCUGCUCAUACCCUACAAAAUGCCAAGGCGGAGAUUACUUGUGCAUCUUGCACGUUGCCAGUUCAACUUCACCUGGAGGAAUUACAGCUGGGGAUGCACACUGACCCGACAAUGGAGCCGGACACCAUAAAACACAUCCGAGUGGAGUUCAGGGAACUCGGGGUUACCGACCAAAAUACUGGAGUGGACAACGAGCUUGAGACAGGCGUCUCUGUCGAGAAUGUCCCCCAGUUCCAUCAAGGUGCCAGUUUGCACGGAGUUAGUAAAAAGGAAGAUGCACCAGGGGCCAGUGAAGAAAGUCACAGCGGCAGUGAUAAGGCAAGGGAUCCCGAGAAGGAUGAGGAUGUUGCGCUCCGGAGAGCGAAGAGAAGCGGUCCUGAGUUUGCCGAGUUCAGCGAGAACGUGCGGACCGGCCGGACUGGCAUGGAUGCGGGCGCUACGGAGGAUCGGGGCUCAUUGUUUGACGGACAUAAGCAGGGCAAGUCCGACUUCAGAUGGAACAGGGAUGAAGGGAGAGGGAAUAACCGGCAGGAUGAUCCCAAGAUCACCAGCAGCACUUUUUCUCUGACAGGGGACUCUGCGCAUAACCACGCGGUGGUGUACUGGUCAGGGCAAAACAGCAGCGUGAUCCUGAUUCUAACCAAGCUGUACGAUUUUCAUAUUGGCAGCGUCACUGAGAGCACUCUUUGGAGAUCUACCGACUACGGCUCCACGUACGAGAAAAUGAAUGACAAAGUGGGAUCGAAGACUGUCCUGAGUUACCUGUACGUCUGUCCCACUAACAAGAGAAAGAUUAUGGUGUUGACAGAUCCAGAGUUUGAGAGCAGCGUGCUCAUCAGCUCUGAUGAGGGAGCCAGUUACCAGAAGUACCGCCUCACUUUCUACGUCCUGAGCCUUUUAUUCCAUCCCACUGAAGAGGACUGGGCCUUAGCCUACAGCCACGACCAGAAGUUGUACAGCUCGGUGGACUUUGGAAGAAAAUGGCAGCUCAUCCACGAACACGUCACGCCCAACAGAUUCUACUGGUCUGUCUCCGGCCUCGACAAGGAGCCAGAUCUGGUCCACAUGGAGGCUCAUACACCAGAUGGCAAUGUGCAGUAUGUCACAUGCAGAGCUCCGAUGUGCACUGACGCUAACAGGAACUACCCAUUCCCUGGAUACAUCGACAUCAGCUCUUUGGUGGUUCAAGAUGACUACAUAUUCAUACAGGUUCCUACAUCAGGACGAGCCACCUAUUAUGUGUCCUACAAGAGAGAAUCAUUUAUACAAAUCAAACUACCCACAUAUUCCCUGCCUAAGGAUUUACACAUUGUCAGUACUGAUGAGAAGCAGGUAUUUGCGGCGGUGCAGGAGUGGAACCAGAACGACACCUAUAACCUCUACUUGUCCGACACCAGAGGCAUCUACUUCACCUUGGCCAUGGAAAAUGUCAAGACCACCAGGGGCAUCGGAGGGAACCAGAUGCUGGAUCUGUACGAGGUGGCAGGAAUUAAAGGCAUGUUGAUUGCAAACAAGAGGCAAGACAACCAGGUCAAGACCUACAUGACCUACAAUAAAGGCAGAGACUGGAGGCUCAUGCAGGCUCCUGCUACAGACCUGGAUGGAAACGACAUUCACUGCAUACUGCCUUUUUGUUCACUCAACCUCCAACUGCAAAUGUCAGAGAAUCCUUACUUGUCAGGAACAAUCUCCACCAAGAGUUCUGCACCGGGGAUCAUAGUUGCCACUGGAAAUAUCGGAGCAGAGCUGUCUUACAACAACGUUGGCAUGUUCAUAUCGUCUGAUGCUGGCAAUAGCUGGAGACAGAUUUUUGAAGAGGAGCACAACGUGUGGUUUCUGGACAAAGGAGGGGCCCUCGUUGCUGUCAAACAGCCGUCUGUGCCAACCAGACACUUGUGGGUCAGCUUUGAUGAGGGGAGGCAAUGGACCCAACACAGCUUCUCCUUGGUUCCUCUGUUCGUGGAUGGAGUCUUGGUGGAGGCUGGGGCCGAGAACCAAAUAAUGACCUUUUUUGGACACUUCAGCCACCGUUCUGAAUGGCAGCUCAUCAAGAUAGACUACAAGUCCAUCUUUAGCAGGAAAUGCACAGAGGAAGACUACCAAACCUGGCACCUGCACAACCAGGGUGAACCCUGCGUGAUGGGACAAAAACAGAUUUACAUGAAGCGCAGGCCUGGAAACUACUGCAUCCUGGGAAAGGACUACUCAAAAAUCCUCUCAGCUGAAUCCUGUAUUUGCCGAGCUCAUGAUUUUGAAUGUGAUUAUGGAUAUGAGCGGCGUGGCGACGGGAACUGCCGGCCUGCCUUCUGGUUUAACCCCUCUACUGUCUCCAGAAGCUGCAGCCAGGGUCAAAACUACUUCAACAGCACAGGGUACCGUAAAGUGGUGUUGAACAACUGCACUAAAGGAGUCAAAGAAAUGUACACGGCCAGAAAGCAGCAAUGCCCCAACAGACCUCCUAAAGGACUCUUGAUUACCACUAAAGAUGGCAAACUCACCGCCAAUCUGGGGAGCAACGUUACCUUCCUGGUUCAUCUGGAUGAGGGUGACUCUAUGCGCACCAACAUCCAGCUAGAUUUUGGCGAUGGCACAGCCGUGUCCUACUCCAACCUGAGCUGGACUGAGGAGGGGAUCAAACACGUCUACAAGUCAGCUGGAAUAUUCCGUGUCACGGCGCUGGCAGAGAACACACUGGGUUAUGACACCACAACACUCUUCCUGCAUGUCACAUGUCCAGUGGAGCAUGUCCAGCUUCUCGUUCCCUUCGUGGUCAUUAAGAACAAAGAGGUGAACAUCACUGCAGUGGUCUUACCCAGUCACUCACGUACUGUUACUUACUUCUGGUGGCUUGGCAACAAUACUGAGCCCGUGAUAACGUUGGACGGGAGUAUCUCACACACCUUCCCCAACGACGGCAUGCACACCAUCACAGUCCAAGUGGCUGUAGCCAACACUAUACUGCAGGAUACCAAGACCAUAGCAGUCAAAGAAUUCUUCAAAUCUCUACUUUUAUCAUUCUCGCCUAAUCUGGACGAGUUCAACCCUGACGUUCCCGAGUGGAGACAGGAUGUGGGGAGAGUAAUUAAGAAGGCUUUGCUCCAAGUGUCGGACUUCCCAGAGGAGCAGCUCUUGGUAGCCGUGUUCCCAGGAGUUCCAACAGCUGCUGAGCUCUUUUUAUUACCUUACAAGAACCAAUCAGAGGGCAAGAAAAAGAGUGAGGAAGAGCUCGAGCAGGUUUCUGAUGUAAUUGUAAGCGCGCUGAACCAAAACUUGGUGGAGUUCGAGCUCAAGCCUGGCGUAAGGGUGAUUGUGUACAACACACAGUUAACACUGGCACCCUUGGUGGACUCCAACCCUAGACACAGCAGCUCAGCUAUGCUGAUGCUCCUAUCGGUGGUGUUCCUGGGCCUAGCCGUGUUCCUCAUCUACAAAUUCAAGAGAAAAAUACCUUGGAUCAACAUAUACGCUGAGGUGAACCAGGAGAAAGAGCAGGAGAUGAUUGGCUCGGUAGGCCAGGGUGACAGCACGCCUAAAAUCACUCUGAGUGAGUUCUCCACCUCCAAAGAGCUCAUGGAGAAGGAACUGGAUGCCAGGGUCAAACGGGGAGUUGGAAAUGCCUGCGAGAGUACAAGGGAGAUUCCAAACUGUACUAGCGUGUAAAGCCAGAGAGCAACAGUUUAUGUACAGCAAAGUAUUACAGUGUCGGGGUUCUCUUUUUCUGUUUUGUAAUUCUCAAUACAACUGAUGUUAAUAGUUUUCUAAGGGACCUCAUUUAUACAGACUUGCACGGAUGCCUCGUUCAACAACAUCCAUGCAGAAAAUGUCAAUUUACUCAAUGAGAUCAUUGUAAUUAUUGGCAAAAUGUAUUCAGUUUUGUGGAUGUAUAAGCUACAUAACAACAUUCAUUUGCAGAGUGAACUAUCUUUUGUCCAAACCUAUGAAGAGUUAUGUAAAUUUCAUAAAGAGUUUGCUUUGAAAAUCAUUUCUGCCUAUAUAUAGACUAUAAUGUCUGAGUUUUCAAUCUAACAGGGAAUAUUAUUGAAAUGUACAAUAUUAUCAUAUGUUCUGUUAAAUGUAUAUAUUAUUACUUUUGACCUGCUUGUAGUCUGAGUACCAUGGCGAGGACAGAGGAUCUGACAGUGGUCUGUUUUUGAAAGUGUGUUAAAAAGACAAACUUAAAGAAAUCAACUUUGUUUUGCUAAGGUCCUUGACUUGUGCAUGUUCUUAUUGAGGACACAUCUUCUGUGUUGUAGAUAAGCAAGUGUUGUAAAUAGUUAUUUUCUAAUCAUCCAUCAAAAAAAGCCCCGUUCGGUUUUGCCCAGACUUCUGUUCUCAUUUCUGCAGUUACUGUUGGGCGAUAAGAAUCUAAAGGUUUAUCUGUUAAUGCAGGUACAACUGUAUUGACAGAUUACAUGUUUAACUUCCCACCUUUUCCCUGGAAAUGAAAUGAACAUGAACGUGUACAAUAUGUUUAUAUUUUCAUUAGACAUAUACAGUAGAUAUGCAGUGAUUUGUACACAGAUGACAUCAUUGCAUUACAUUCUGCCUCGAACACAAUGGCUCUUAUAGUUCUGAUUUGGCCUCAGGACAAAAGGUGAAGCAGUUAUUAGGAACAAUUAUAAGUUACAAUAUUCACAUGUUGGGAGAACCAUGAUGACAAUCCAAAAUAACAUUAUAAUUGAUAGGUCAUGUGUACAUCCUCUAAAAUACCAGUGGGCAGAGGGUCGGGUUCUGGUUAAACACUGCUAUGAAUCUUUAAGUUCUAGUGAAUGUUACUUUCACAAGUUUAAGGCUAUAGCUCAUAUUGUUGAAACCCAUCCCCAAGGCCUAUAGAAUAUAGAUCAUUUAGAGGGGUGUCAAACUCACUUUAGUGCAGGGGCCACAUACAGCACAAUUUGAUCAAGUGGGCCGUACCAGUAAAAUCACAGCAUAAUAACCUAUAAAUAACUCCAAAUUUUCCCCUUUGUU